This is a messenger RNA of Anas platyrhynchos (mallard), 4391 nucleotides long. It is a transcript of the gene SOX12, whose product is annotated as SRY-box transcription factor 12. Gene Ontology annotation, biological process: neuron differentiation; camera-type eye morphogenesis; positive regulation of transcription by RNA polymerase II. NCBI's taxonomy places the organism in Eukaryota, Metazoa, Chordata, Aves, Anseriformes, Anatidae. Gene Ontology annotation, cellular component: nucleus. The record is from RefSeq and is a predicted model, not a curated record. Gene Ontology annotation, molecular function: RNA polymerase II cis-regulatory region sequence-specific DNA binding; DNA-binding transcription activator activity, RNA polymerase II-specific.
GGCGCCCAUUGGCGGCUGCCACCGUUUCCCCCCCGCCCCGCGGCCAAUGGCCCGGGUACGGGGGGGGUUGGGGGGGCGUUGCCCGCCAUUGACAGCCCCUCGCGGCCGUGUUUACCGGGGGCGGGGCGGCGGCGGCGGCGGCGGCUAUAAGAGAGGCACCGGGGGGCGCGGGGCGGGCGGUUCCCGGGGCUGCCCGCACCGCCCCCGCGCACCCCCGGCCCCUCCGCCGCCACCGCAGCAUCACCGGAGCACCGGAGGAACCCAACGGAGCAGCAGCCCCGGUCGGCGGGGCCGGUGCGGAGCCUCCCGGAGCAUCCCCGGUCCUGUCCGGGGCAUCCCGGUUCCGAACCGGAGCAUCCCCGGUCAGCAGUGCCGAGCAACCGGGAGCAUCCCCGGUGCGAUCCGGAGCAUCCCGGAGCAUCCCGGCCCCGGUGCGGCUCCUCCCGGAGCCCCCCCCUCCCCAUCCCCGCGGCUCCCCGAGCUCCCACCGGCUCCCGGUUCCUCCCCGCCGUGCGCCCCCGGGCCCCUCCGCGGCCCCCUGCGCCCCGCCCCACCGCCGCCGCCGCCGCCUCCCGUUCGGCACAAUGGGGGCGUAGCGGCCGGCGGGGGGGCGGCGGCGGCGGCGGCGGUGGGCGAGGAAGCAGCGGCGGAGGCGGUGUCGGUGGUGUCGGAGGAGCAGCACCGGGGACCCCGGUGGCGGUGUCGGCGGGCAGCAUGGUGCAGCGAACCCCCCGGAACCGGGGCGCGGAGGGGCGUCGGGAGCCGUGCCCCCCGGUACCGGGUGGGACGUCGGAACCGGGUUGGUGCAAGACCCCCAGCGGGCACAUCAAGCGGCCCAUGAACGCCUUCAUGGUGUGGUCCCAGCACGAACGCCGCAAGAUCAUGGACCAGUGGCCCGACAUGCACAACGCCGAAAUCUCCAAGCGCUUGGGGCGCCGCUGGCAGCUCCUGCACGACUCCGAGAAGAUCCCUUUUGUCCGCGAGGCCGAGCGCCUGCGCCUCAAGCACAUGGCCGAUUACCCCGACUACAAGUACCGGCCGCGGAAAAAGGGCAAGGAGCCCGACGGCGAGGUGGCCACCGAGGACUCUCCCGGCACGGCCGCGGUGCCCACCGGUGAGCGCAGCCCCACGGAGCCCCCCGCGCCCCCCAGCCCCGCCGCUGUCACCGAUGUCACCGUCACCACCGGUGCUGAACCGGGGACGUCUCCGGAGAGCGGGAUGCCCUCGCCCAUGCCGGCCAGCUCGCCGCCCUCCUCCUUCAGCUCCUCCGACGAGGAGCUGGAGGAAGAGCUGCCGGGGGGCGUCGUGGCCGGCCGGGCCCCCCCCCCUGCCACCACCACCAGCACGGCGUGCGGUACCGUGGACUGGUGCGGCUUCGACAAGGACCUGGACCUGUUCCCGCGGGGAAGCUCCUCGCACUUCGAGUUCCCGGACUAUUGCACGCCCGAGGUGACGGAGAUGAUCGCGGGGGACUGGCUCAUGUCCAGCAUCUCGGACUUGGUUUUUACCUACUGAGUCCCCGCGCUCUGCAGGUAAAUCUCUCUUUUUUUUUUUUUUUUACCCACAAUCAGGUCAUAUAUAAAAAAAAAUAACAGGAAGAAAAAAAAAAAACAAAAACACAAAACCAGCUGUUUACAUGCAGGAAUCAGGUAUUUUGCCUUGAAGCCGCUGGAAGGCAGAGCUCCCUGCUCCCCCCAUCCCCCCGGCACACACCCACUCCUCUUCCUCCCUCUCCUCCUCUUCCUCCUCCUCCUCCUCCUCCUCCUCCUCCCGCCGUGGUGCAGGGCUGCAGCCCCGCUGCUCCUCGCCCCGCGACCCCUCACCCUGGGCCCUGUGGCUCUCCGCCGUGUCCCCCUGCCCGUGACAGGCGAGGGUCCGACGGGGGUUUCAUUGUCACCGAGCUGCUCCCGGUGCUCCCGUCUCCCUCUCGGGCAGCGGGAGCACCCACGCCAGCCUUGGUCCCACCCAUCCCUCGACCCCCGCCGUGCACCCCCCGGGGAACAGCCCGUUUUGAUUUCUUAUUUUGCUUUUUUGGCUGCAUUUAAAGCACGUCUUCAAUUUUCUCCUCCUCGUAGCAGCCCUUGGGGAGGGCUCCCGGCGGCCACGCCGCGCCCGGUGCUUUCCGGGCUGGCAGAGCCCACUCAGAGCAGGGCCCUCCUUGGGGUUCCCCGUUCAUGGGGGUUCCCCAAUUUUGGGUUUUGGGGGUCCCGCGGGGCCGGCGCUCUCCCUGCGAUUUGGCCGCGGCGCGCGCGGCUCCCCGCCGCUGAGUUUGGGGAAGGGCGAAGUUGCACGCACGUGAUCCGCACGUGGAGCGGGGAGGCUGAGUUUCUCCUCUCUCCAGACAUCCGUGCAGAGGCGCCCGUGCCGCGGGGGGGAAGAACCCGUGCCCGGAGCCACCCCGCGCCCCUGGUGCCAGCGACGAGCCCAGGCCGGGGCCAAGCCGUACCCGGGGCAGCCCCAGUUGGGAUUUAGCACCCGUGGGGGCACCUUUGGGCACAGGGAGCGAGCCUGCGGCUCCAAGCAGAGCCUGAUCCCACCGUGCCCGGCCACCGUGUGCCGUGCCAGCAGGGAGCACGCAGCCAGGGCUGUGGGAAGAGCUUCUGCGGGAGAUCUGCCUUAAACCAGCACCCGAAACGGGGCCGCCGGCAGCGGUGAGGUUGGGUUUGUGGGGUGCGGGCAGCUCCGGCGCGGCGACGCUCCGCGAUGGAUGCGCCUUGGGGUCCGGCCGUGCCGCCAAGCGUGGGCUUCACCGCAGAGCACCGCCGCCGCCGCCGAGCUUCCCAGCAGGGCAGGUCCUGCCGCAGAGGCUCCCCCAGCCGGGUUUUUUUUCUUUGCUGUUCCUAAUGGCUCCUUUCCGCAGCGAUCCGCCUCCUGCCGCUGCCUGCGAGCACGUGGCCGCGGUGCCGGCGGGCGGCAAGGGUGGGCAGGGGGCUGCAUAGGGCAAGGGGGGGCUGUGCUCAGGGAGGGCUGAGAUGUUUGGGGUGGUGGCGGUGGGGACUCCGGGUGCUCAAACCCACAGGGACGGGGGCUGGCAGCACCCGGAGGAGCCGCAUGGGGCUUUGAGCCCUGUCCCACAGCGGCACGGCAGGGACCAAGGCGUGAAGCAGCCUCUCGGGUCCCCAAAUCCCAAGGGGGGCUCUGGGGCGUUUGGGAGCCCCCCUGGCCCUACUGGGGCAGCCGGGUUCCCUCCCCACUUUGGGGCUCCUUCCCCCUUUUGGGGCUCCCUCUCCCUUUUGGGGCUCCCUCCCCACUUAGGGGCUCCCCCAUCCUCCAGCUUUGUGCAGCUCAGCCCCCCGGCGUCCCCCUCCAUGGGGAGCGAUGGGGGGCUGCUCACAGACCCCCCCCCCCACAUCCCCAUCACGGGUGGGCACGGGCACGGCCCCACAGCAUGGGAGGAGCCGCAGGGAGCGCCGCGGCCCCGUUCCCUGCUCAAGGGCGCCCGGUGUCCUCCAGCCCCGGUGCCGGGUGGCUACGGGGGGGUGUGUGUGGGGGGGCUCUGCUCCAGCCACCCCCCCCCGUGAGCCUCCCCCGGCCGUCAGCAUUCUCGAUGUGUAGGUGUGUAGAGGUAGCCGUGCGUGUGUGUGUGUCUGGCGUCGCGUUACCCACGGUGUUUAGGUGCCCCCCAGGCGGGCGGGCACCGCGCCCCAGCCGCGUGUUCCCCGUGUAGAGCGCGUCCCUGUCCCCCCCCCACCCCCCAAAUUCCCCACCAGCCCCGGGUAUCCUCAUCCAGGCCGUUCCCAGCAAAGCCAAAUAUUGGGGGGGGGGGGGGCAGCGGCGCCCCCAGCCCGCUCCUACCCCCCCAAAAUGAGUUUGGGGUUCGUGGGCACCCACGGCUCCGCUCAAGGGCUUCCCGGCGCACCGCUCUCGCCCAGCACCUCGCUGCCUUCUCAGGGUGCUCGUGCCCUGCCCGGAGCCCCCAAAUUCCCCUCCCGUGGCGGAGCUGAAGCCCCCCCAGUACCGGCAGGGCUCGGUGAGGGGCUGGCAUCCCGCGUCUGCUCACCCCAAGGAUUGGGGGGGCCACAUCCCCGGGGCGCUGCCGGGCGUUUCCUCAGGAGCAGGCUCUGGCUCCGCGCCGCGAGCCGGAGCCCGGCCUCAAGCACAACACCGUUUGCUUCUUCUUCGUCCCCCCUUCCUCUGCCUCGUGGGGUGCGUCUGGGGGGGCGAGCGGCGCGUCGUGGCCGUGGGUGGUGGGUUUUUUAUUUUCUGUGCCGUGUGGUUGUAGUGCUUGUAGAGCCCCCGCGUCCGUCCCGCCGAGCUCCCCCCCCCCCCCAGCUGCCCGGUGCUGGGCUGGCGCGCGCGUGUGCGAGCGAGUGUGCCUGCGCCAUCCCUCAUCACUAUAAUAAUAAUAAAUAAUAAUAAAUUAAUAAUAAUAAUAAUAAAAAAUAAAAAAA